UAUCGUGAGAGUUGGAUGAGAAGAACCUAGCUGUAUGAGCUAACAGAGCUAACCGUCCGAGAGGACCGAUUUACCGACUGAACCGGUGAAACAUGAAUUAUUUACCGGUUUCAGUCCGCUGACUUCACCACCGGUAGGCAGCGGGUUAGUUUAGAGUGAAGUACAAGAUGGAUUUGAACACCGAGAGUGGUUCUCCCAGAGAGGAGGGCGAGUUGGAGGACGGAGAGAUCUGCGAUGAUGAAACCGAGGAGAGUGUGCCGCCGCGGCGGGGGGAUGGUAGCAGGCCCGGCCGCGGCGCUCCUCCGCGGUCACGAAAACCCCACCAACACCCGCACAACAUGCUGCAGCACUCGUGCCACCCGCCGCCAGACUUCCGCCUUCUGAUGCCAUACAACCGCGGACCUCGCGGACACGGCCCGUUCCCCCCGAACCACCGACAGCAGUGCGAGCCGAGCGGGCCCGACCGGCCUCCCGCUCCCUCCACGAGUCCGCCGCCACCGCUGCUGCUGCCGCCGGGGCCGAUAACCAGCUUCUGGGAGCGGAGCCACGGUGCCCUGGGCCGGCUCAGGCACCGGGCCAUGCCGAACGGUGGACGCGGGGGCUGGAACCGAGGGAGCCGUGGCGGCUGUAACAGCAGAGGUCCCCGCGGUCGGUUUGGCCCGGGAGAAGGUCCCGUCAACCGGUUCGGACCGGGAGAAGGUCCCGUCGGCCGGUUCGGGCCCUUAGAGAGCCACGGUAACAAGAAGGACUCUCCCUCGAGAAAACAGAAGCCUGCGGGCCGGACUGCGGGCAGGAAGGCGGCUCACGGCGUGUGUAAAGCGGAGAGCGUGGACGAGUCCUUCGAGGACCUGCUGUCCAAGUACAAGCAGAUUCAGCUGGAGCUGGAGUGCAUCCGCAAACAGGAGACCAUGGCCCUGGAGCCCAAAGGCUCCCCCGCCAGAGAGCAGACCCCCGACCACAGUAUUACAGAGACCGAGCCCGGACAGGUACCAGGACCUGGACUGGCUCUGGCUUUGGCUCCGGCAGCAGAGGAACCAUCAGAACUGGAGAAAGUGGAGAAAAAAGUUUUCCAGGCGUUCAACAUCAAACCUCUGCGUCAGAAGCUUCCUCCUCCUGCCAAGCUGGAGCAGCUGAACACGUGUGGCGAGCAAAACACAGAGGGCGGCGAGAAGGAGGGCGGAGAAGAAGAAAAAACAGACGCAGCAGAAGCCGAACAGAAAGCUGAAGUAGAGUCGGAGGAGGAGGAGGAGGAGGAGGAGGAGAAGGAGGAGGAGGAGAAGAAGAAGAAGAAGAAGAAGUGUGUGCGCUGCAGUGAGCAAAUACACAAAGAAGAGACAAAUACACAAACCUGCUCCUGUCGCAGGGAGUCAUCGGCCUCCAGCGAGGAGGAGGCCCCAGAUAAGCCACAGGUGAAGGUGGAGGAGGAGGAGCUGUCGGAGCUGCAGCUGCGCCUCCUUGCGCUGCAGUCGGCCAGUAAGAAGUGGCAGCAGAAGGAGCAGCAGGUUCUGAAGAGGAGUAGAGAGCGCAUCACUAAAGCGCCGCCGCAGGAGAAGAGCUGCUCAGUGCAGAGAGUCACCAGGUCUGUGUCCUCCGCAGCCGCCGCCGCCGCAGAGAGGACCAGAACCAGGUCCAAACCCCCGGACAGGGACCGAGACAGAAUCAAGGCCGUGCCCAGACCUGCAGACAGAGGCAGGGAGCGGCCCAAGCCCCCCCCAAACCUUGCAGGCCAAGGCCCAGCCAGGAAGCUUUUCUAAUCCUAAUAAUACUGUGUGUCAGGCUCGGUGGCGAAGCAGGCGUUCAGGAGCCAGCAGCUGAGGACGUGGAAGCUGCAGCAGAGGGAGCAGGAAGAGAAACGUCGACAGGAGGACAUGAGAGACCGCAAACGAGAGGACGAGAUCCGACGAAUCAGAGACCUGUCCAACCAGGACGAGCAAUACAACCGCUUCAUGAAGCUGGUGGGGGGGAAGACCAGGACACGCAGCAAAUCUCGAGAUGCAGAACACAGGAAGUCGGCAGGUAAACAGGGCCUGGACUCUUCGGGGAAUCUCUACCAGUACGAUAACUACGACGAGGUUGCCAUGGACACGGACAGUGAGACCACUUCACCAGUGGCGUCACCGACUCACAGCCAGCUGCCUGCAGAAGAUGCAACGAGUUUCCCUCCGACGUCUCUUUACAUCUCUGACUGUCUGCACUUUGGCCCGGAUUUCUCUCGGACGUUCGUCUCCCCCAUGCUAUCCGGCCUGCCUCCCCCUCCUCCCCCUCUCCCCCCUCCUCCAGACGAGCUAGAGCCUCCUCCCAAACCUCCCUUUGCUGACGAAGAGGAGGAGGAAGAGAUGCUCCUCAGGGAGACCUGCCUCAUAUCUAUGGCCCACAAGAGAGUGACUGCAUCAGAGGAGAGGAACUCCAGCGGUCCGCCGUCUCCGGGCUGUCCGCCGCCUGCAAGCCUUCAGCAGCCAAUCAGAGGGAACUUGAGCACAGCCAGUCUGAACACCGUCACCCAACCCCGGAGCAACAAGUUCAGCAGAGGACACCACGUGGCCAGACCGCCCCUAGUGCUGCCCCGACACAAGUCCGUGGUGGUUUCUCUAAUGGACUCUGAUGACAGUGACUCUGACAUGGACCCCUGCGGCUCCUCACAGCCGGUGUUCGGAGGGCUGGAGUUCAUGAUCAAAGAGGCCCGGAGGACAGUGGAGGCAGCGAAGCCGAAAGCAGCCUCGGGCUCUGAGAAGGAGAACAACCCGGUCAGGACUCCAGAGGCUCUGCCUGAAGCCAAGAAGGCCGAGUACAGGCUGCUGAAGGAGGAGAUCGCCAGCAGGGAGAAGCAGAAGAUGCUGAAGGAGCUCGCUGCUGCUGCUCCUCCUCGCUGCUCCUCCUCGCCCAUCGUCCCCGACGCUCUGCAGGAUUCAUCCGUUAAAGCUGCUGCAGAGCUGAAAGUGAGCGAAGCAGAGCAGAGGCUCAACAAACACAGGCAGCUGCAACAGAGGGACGAGGCCGUCCUCAGACACCUACUGCAGCAGGAGCUGAAGAAGAGAGAGUCUUUGAAGGCGGCCGAGGCCAAAGUGCUGAAAGUUCGGGAGCAGUUGCUGGCGUCGGAGAAGAUCGUGAGCGCCAACAAGACGCUGCUGAAGAAACUGCAGGAGCAGGUGCACCGUGUGGAGCACCGUGUCUCCAUAAAGAAGAGUUUGUCUGUGAGGCUGGAGCAGGAUCUGUCUCAGGCACAGCAAGCUGCAGGCCGAGGAGCCAAACGCAGAGCAGACGGCAACCAGAGCUUGCCCACGAAGCUGCAGCGCAUGGACGCCGCCCCCCGGGGAUCGGAGCGUCACUUUGCGGAGCUGAUCGCUCAGAAGCAGCGUCUGCAGCAGCUGGAGUCUGAGUACGCUCUGAAGAUCCAAAAGCUGAAGGAGACGCAGGCGCUGAGGCACAAAGCCCCCCCAACCUCAGAGCUGCCCCCGGAGCCUGCGCCCCGAGUGUCCACCCCCCCGGAGCCUCAGAGCCAGCCUGCUUCCUCCUCCUCCCCCUUUCCCCUGCCUCAGCCCUCCCUGCACGACCUCACCCAGGACAAGCUCACCCUGGACAGCGAGGACGUCCCGGAGGCCGAGGAGCCGGAGUCGGAGGGUUCCGCAGCAGCAAGAGGCAGCCGGCGCCUGUCCCACCGUCAGCCGUGCUCCUUCACCAAACCCCACCUGGAGCAGCCGAGCAGCACGCCGGCCAAAGACAGCACGCCGGCGCAGGCGUCCAGCUGCAGCCUACAUGCGGAGGUGCUCGCGGGCCUGGACCUGGAGGCUCUGCAGCUCAGGGGGCAGCAGCAGGGCCGGCUGGGGGAGCUGCUGCAGAGGGAGCUGCACACGCUGGGGGGGGGCGUGCACAGCCCCCCCGUUGCACAGGUGGUUUCCGCGGAGAUGGAUGCAGCCAUGAGCCAAUCAGGGAGCUCGGAGCUGAAACCUGUUCCCUUUGGGUCCUAUCACAGCCCUCUGUUGGUCUUCAGGUCAUACAGGUUCAGUCCGUAUUACCGGACAAAGGAGAAAUUAUCUCUGAGCUCCGUCACCUACAGCAACACCAUCGAGCCGCGCAAGAGCUUCUGUCGCUUCGACCUCACGGGGACCUGCAACGACGACGACUGCCAAUGGCAGCACAUGAGGAACUGCACUCUGACAGGAAACCAGCUGUUCCAGGACUUCCUGUCCUACAACCUGUCUCUGAUUGGCUGCUCGGAGCUCAGCACUGAAGAGGACGUUAGUGUCUCCACAGAAAGGUACAUGAAGAAGCUGUUCGGCACCAACAGAGACAGGAUGGGUGUGGACCAGAAGGCCGUGCUGUUAGUCAGCAAGGUGAACGAGAGCAAACGUCACGUGCCUCCCUUCACCACCUGUAAGGACUCGAGGACGUGGAGGCCAAAGCCAUCGGCGCAGAGCAGCGUCCGUCCCGAGGAGGACAGCGAGGACGAGUCUGCGGGAGGAGAGCUGACAGCGGGGGGAAGAUACGACGGCGUCUCCACCUGCACCCUGUCUGCUCUGGACGUCUGCGUCACGUCGGAGGACAAACGUUACUUCAUCAGCGAGACGGAUGACAUUUCAAAUCUGGAGACGAGCGUCCUAGAGAGUCCGCGAGACACCCAGCUGUGGAUCAAGCUCGCCUUCAAAUACCUCAACCAGAAGGAACCGUCUGCAGCAGAGUGUCUGGAGGCCGCCCUGAACACGCUGUCCCGGGCUCUGGAGAGUAACUGUGAGAACCCCGAGGUGUGGAGCCACUACCUGAGCCUGUUCUCCAGGAGGGGCAGCAGGGAGGAGGUGCAGGAGAUGUGUGAGAUGGCUGUGGAGCACGCGCCCGACUACAAAGUGUGGUGGAACUAUCUGCAGCUGGAGAGUUCGUUCGAGGGAAAGGACUACGUGUGUGAGCGCCUGCUGCACUUCCUCCUCUCUGCGGCGACUCCUCCCGUCUCUGACAGACUGUCCUUCCAGCUGAUGGAGGCUCUGCUCUACAGAGUCCACCUCAACCUGUUCGCCGGGCGCAUGGAGAGUGCUCUGGCAGUUCUACAGAACGCUCUGAAGUCAGCCCACGAGCGGAGCAUCGCCGAGCACCUGGUGGUCGGUGACCGCGCGCUGCUGUGGCUCUCCUAUAUCCACCUGACGGAGUUCGACCGGCUGCCGGCCGGACUCUUCGACCCGGCAGAGUCCGGACCGGCCCGCCUCGUCAGCAGAGAGUCCUUCCUGCUGCCCUGGAGGACGCCGCAGGACGUCAGCACGCCACUGCACAUCCUCAUCGCUCUUUUCCAGGACGCCGUCCUCCAGUGCAGCGAUGAGUCUCUGUCUCCCAGUGAUAGGAUGCUGGCUUGCCUUCCUCUGCACAACAAUCUCAUCUUCCUCCACCGGCUGCUGGGGAGGUUUGACGAGGGCGUGGCUCUGUGCGAGUCUCUGCUGCAGUUUUGUCCCGAGUCAUGUGCUCUGAGAGACGCUCUGGCCGACCUCCACAUCCUGAAGGGAGACGCAGACGAGGCGGUUAGCAUGUGGCUUCACGCUCUGGCAGAAUGUCCCAACAACGCAGAAGUUUUCUAUCACUCCUGCAAGUUCCUCAUGGCUCAGGAGAAGUCGAGUGCCAUCGCUCCUCUGUUUCGAGGGUUCAUCCUGUCUCUGUGUGAGGACGAACAGAGUCAGAAGAAGCCUGUGGACGUUCUGCGACACCUCCUGGGUUUCCACACUGAGGAACUUCUCAGAGGUCCGAUCAUCAAGGCUCAGGAGCAGCUCAGUCAGCAGAUGUCCUACCUGCACCUCAUCCACUGUUGCUGGCAGCGGCUGCACAGCUCUGUGGAGGAGACGGUGGACGCCUUCGAGAGAGCGCUGGGAUCAACCCUGCAGCGAGACGAGCUGCACAAACUCUGGAUGGAUUACCUGGAGUUCAGCAGCAGCCAGCAGGCCCGGGCUGCGUCAACUAGUCCGUCCAAACUGUUGUCAGAUCUGAUCCAUCGCUGUCUCAGCUCCGUCCCGUCCCGGCUGGAGCUGCCCUUCAACCCUGCAGAGUUUUGGAGCUGCUACAGCUUCCACAACAAGGUGGUGACUCUCUACCUGAGCUGUCUACCGCAGUCCCAGCAUGCACUUGUUCUGGAGAGACUGAGAUACGCCAUGCCCAACAACACUGAGCUGGGUCUGAGGUUGCUGCAGCAGGAGUGGCAGGAUGGAAACAUUGAACAUCUGAAGUUCCAGGUCCGGAUGUUGAGCAGCCACGCUCCGAAGUGUCUGGCUUACUGGAACAUAGCGAUAGCUGUGGAGAGGGAGCUAAAGGAGACUUCUGAGGUGCGACUUCUGUAUCAGCAGGCUCUCACCAACCUUCCUCUGUGUGCUGCCCUCUGGAAACAUGUAAUUUACCCCCAAACACUUAAACACACGCACACAGAUGGACCCUGACCGGUUUACACUCACUUACUGUGUCUCAGGUGGAUCUACCUCUGUGAAGGGUGGAGACGUGUCGCAUGUUGAGAAUAUUUAAUAUCAAAAACGUUGAUUAUUGUCUCAGUCGUCAUGGUCUCUAGUCGUGGGAUGGUCUCUGCGUGGGAUGGUCUCUGCGUGGGAUGGUCUCUGCGUGGGAUGGUCUCUAGUCGUGGGAUGGUCUCUGCGUGUGUGGUCUCUAUGCGUGGGAUGGUCUCUAUGCGUGGGAUUGUCUCUAUGCGUGGGAUUGUCUCUAUGCGUGGGAUUGUCUCUAGUCGUGGGAUUGUCUCUAGUCGUGGGAUGACCUGUCGGUAUGGAGUGGUCUCUAAGCACGCGAUGGUCUCUAGGGAUGCGCAGCUUCACAGGACACAGGAAGUGACAGCAGGAUGUGAACAAGGCCUUUGUACUCACCUUUAUACACACAUGUUCAGCUACUGCCCACCCCCUUCCUCACCUCUUCUCUCUCUGCCCCCCCUCCUCUCUACUUUUCCCUCUCUUAUCCCUUCUUUCCCCCCUCUCUGUGUCUCCACCCCCCCCACUGCAGCGCCUGCUGUUUGCAGCAGCUGCAGGAGUUGGACCCGACAGACUGCGGCGGCUGCUCUUCAGGUGUCAGCAGGUGGGAGUGAGUCUCAGUCUUAGUGAGCAGCUCACUUUAGUGACAGAAGAUCAGUGACACUCCUCAAACUCAGACGCAAUGAUAAGAAUAAAACACAGUGAGCUGUAGAUGAUUGAGUGAGAGCAGACAGAGGUAAGACAGACGCCCCCCACCUCCAUGAGGGACACCACGCGAGUGUCCACAUGUGUCUCUUCAUGUACGUAAGUAUAGACCUGCUGAGUGACACAGUGAUGCCUUUUAAUUCAUGUUGUUUUGUCACUUUCAUUUGGAUUUCAUUUCCUCCCUUUUUAUUUUAUCUGAAACCAACACCCCACCCCCCCCCCCCCCCCCCCCCCCCACCCCCACACACACAGUGCGUUUUAAAGGAUGUUUUCCCACCUGUAGCAAUGCUGCUGCAACAUCUGCAAGUUGUCUUUUCUUUGUCUCCUGAGGAAACACAAGACUUUUAUUUUGAUAAAGUGAUCAAACAAAACGAAAGCAGACAAACUGAAUAUUUUGUAUUUGGUCCGAUGUGAGAGACUCUGGAUCCCGCCGCAGGGCGCCGCAGGACACGCUCACAUGCUCUCGUGUUUUUUGUUUUUGUCAAAAUUCUACCAUAUAAUGAUUAAAGAGUAUUAGAGCGGAGAGGAGUCCUUCCACUGCUGUUUUUAUAUGUUGGAUUUAAAUGUUAUUAAAUUAUUUUCUAAAUAUAAAA
Molecule: messenger RNA, 7732 nt
Organism: Cottoperca gobio
Lineage: Eukaryota; Metazoa; Chordata; Actinopteri; Perciformes; Bovichtidae
Gene: zfc3h1
Product: zinc finger C3H1-type containing
Biological process (GO): RNA processing
Cellular component (GO): exosome (RNase complex); nucleus
Molecular function (GO): protein binding
Source: RefSeq, a predicted model, not a curated record